GCGCUGAGAGCGUGCGCCACUCGCCUCCUUUCACACCUGGGACGCGAGUCAGCGGUAGCCUUUGAUCAGCGUGUGUCUCAUCACAACAUUCCAGUGUGUCUUCACACGUUUCCGCUUUUCAACCCUGAAGAGAAAAAUAAACUGGGAAAGCAACAAGUCCAAAAUCAAAUGUGUCCCCGUUUGACCUUGAUAAGCAACCUUCUCCUCACGUUUUCCUCCGGUGUUUACUCCUUAUUUUAAACAUGUGACGAACGCUUUUUGGAAGAGGGGAAACUUUCCUUAAGGGGAAAAUGAAAGCCUUCAGCUUAUAUUGUUUUAUUGCAGUGAAACAUUUGGUCCUUAAUUGCAGUUACCACCCUUUGAAGGUGCACAGCUUUGUGUGCAUCACCUUGCCACAUUUUGCUUCUAAAAAUUCAGUUGUGACCUUCAGUCCAUGAUGAAUUCUCAGAUGUUACUUACUAAAGUGUUAAUUACCUGUUGCUUAUCUUGAGAAACACGUCUCACACACAUAAAUGCUCUGUGAGUUAUUGACAUGUCUUCCAUUGUUGUGCUGUGAGUCCCACUGGUCAGAGUGUGGGAACCCCAGCCCUGCCUGAGCCACAUGGCUUUGUUAUGCUAAUGUCUCAGUAUAAAAUGAGGAGCGGCUCCCCCAGAGACAUCAGAGCUCACGUUGCCAUCCAGAAGAAGCGGCUCACUUCACCUGCACAGACAUGGCUCCCUGCUCCACCAACUACUCCUCUAUUCACCACAUCAGGAUCUCUGAGAGAGACAACAUCAGACUGCGAAAACCUAUUGUGGAGAAAAUGCGCAGAGAUCGCAUCAACAGCUGUAUCGAGCAGCUCAAGAUCAUUCUGGAGAAGGAAUUCCACAAACAGGAGCCCAACUCCAAGCUGGAGAAAGCCGACAUCCUGGAGAUGACGGUGAGCUUCCUGAGGCAGCAGCUGCAGUCGGGCCUCUGUCACAGCGACCACAGCCCAAGCUACUCUCAUUGCUGGAGAGACUCUGAGCACUUCCUCUCUGCAGGUUCCAACACACAGGCCUCUGUCCCUCCUCUGCAGGGCCUCCAGCAGCAGGAGCAGCAGCCCCACCAGUCCCACAGAGCCAGCAGCUCUUCCCCAGUCUGCUCCACCCUCAGGCCCACCAUGCUGCAGGACAGCAGCAGCAGCAGCAGAGGCUCUGUGUGGAGGCCUUGGUAGAGACUCUGACACUCUGAGACCUGAGGGGAGCUGCACUCUCCCUCAUUAUGUAGGAAAUAUAUUUCCAGCCUGCUCAUUCAUGGUGGGUUUCCUUAUUGUCUCAUCACAUUGAUGGACAAGUAGUAAAAGCGAAGGCUCUCAUUUAUUUGAAGAUUGUCCUGCUUUGACUUUGAUUCACAUCUAAUGUUUGCUUUUCCUUAGUGUUUAAAGCUGGUUGAUUUUGAGUGAUGAUAUUUUUGUCAAAUCUUGUGAAAUGACUGUUUACUCCAGUGGAGUUUAUCUUUGGACUGCUUGAUGUAACAGUAUAUAUAUCUGCCAUACUGUGUUAUACUGACAGCUGCUGUUGAGAAUAUUUCUCUUCUGUUUUGAAUUAUCUAUGCCAAAUUUUAUGUAUGACGAUGAUGAUGUUUAUGUGUGUUUAUGUGUGUUUGUUUGUGUGUGUGUGAGUGUGUGUGAGUGUGUGUGUGUGUGUGUG
This is a messenger RNA of Scatophagus argus, 1671 nucleotides long. It is a transcript of the gene her12, whose product is annotated as hairy-related 12. Gene Ontology annotation, molecular function: RNA polymerase II cis-regulatory region sequence-specific DNA binding; DNA-binding transcription factor activity, RNA polymerase II-specific; protein dimerization activity. NCBI's taxonomy places the organism in Eukaryota, Metazoa, Chordata, Actinopteri, Scatophagidae. Bases 711 to 1196 code for a protein of 161 amino acids. Gene Ontology annotation, biological process: regulation of transcription by RNA polymerase II; anterior/posterior pattern specification; regulation of neurogenesis. Gene Ontology annotation, cellular component: nucleus. The transcript is spliced from 2 exons. The record is from RefSeq and is a predicted model, not a curated record.